This is a messenger RNA of Soboliphyme baturini, 402 nucleotides long. NCBI's taxonomy places the organism in Eukaryota, Metazoa, Nematoda, Enoplea, Dioctophymatida, Soboliphymatidae. The record is from the annotation of a GenBank genome assembly.
AUGAAAAAAUGUUUUCCCCAUAUCUUGGGGAACCUCUCUGAUACCCUCAUUUGCAUCGUGACUAGGGGCAAGCAGCUGGCGAGGUCCAGCCUGAUUUUUUCGACCGGCGGCAUAACCGGCUCAGCGUCGACUACGCCGAAGCCGUUUCAGCAUUACGACUUAGGCUACGAAAGUCUGUUGUUACCGAAAGAAAUGUUGAGGCCGAACUGCAUCUCCUGGUCGCAUCUGCUACAGACGCUUCUUCAAAUGCUGCAGAUCGUCAUCUCGUACUUCCUGAUGCUGAUCUUCAUGACCUACAAUGUGUGGUUGUGCCUUGCUAUUGUCGUAGGCAGUGGUGUCGGAUAUUUUCUCUUCGGUUUCGAACGUUCGCCCUUGUCGUUUCAGGCUGAAACAUGUCACUAA